GGUAUAAAUCAACCAGCACCAUGUUAUCCUUAUGAUACACCAAUGUCCUCGUUUCCUUAUUCUAAUGCGUACGGUAGUGUAGACCUCAAUAGCGCUACACGAAGAAAAAAUGCUACUAGGGAAAAUACCACAACACUAAAAGCCUGGUUAUACGAACACAAGAAAAAUCCUUAUCCUACCAAAGGUGAAAAAAUUAUGUUAGCCAUCAUCACCAAAAUGACUUUAACUCAAGUUUCUACAUGGUUUGCUAAUGCUAGAAGACGACUGAAGAAGGAGAAUAAAAUGACGUGGUCACCAAGAAACAGAUCUGGUGAUGAUAAUGAUGAUGAU
Messenger RNA from Lottia gigantea (owl limpet), 330 nucleotides. RefSeq lists its product as hypothetical. The record is from RefSeq and is a predicted model, not a curated record. The annotation marks the transcript as partial. Gene Ontology annotation, molecular function: DNA-binding transcription factor activity, RNA polymerase II-specific; RNA polymerase II cis-regulatory region sequence-specific DNA binding. Gene Ontology annotation, cellular component: nucleus. Gene Ontology annotation, biological process: cell development; neuron differentiation; regulation of transcription by RNA polymerase II. NCBI's taxonomy places the organism in Eukaryota, Metazoa, Mollusca, Gastropoda, Lottiidae. The transcript has 2 exons.